Molecule: messenger RNA, 3961 nt
Organism: Asterias rubens (European starfish)
Lineage: Eukaryota; Metazoa; Echinodermata; Asteroidea; Forcipulatida; Asteriidae
Product: midnolin-like
Exons: 7
Coding region: 339-1688 (449 amino acids)
Cellular component (GO): nucleus
Molecular function (GO): protein binding
Source: RefSeq, a predicted model, not a curated record
AGUCACCUGCUCGCGUAUGAUCGUGUUGUGUUGUACACGCACAAUAUCGCUGUGCCUUAGUAUCCUAGUAGUAAAACGACUUACUCAUUUUUUUGCUCUUUCCGCAGCAAUUAUAAACUAACUGGUUUGUCUUGGAGGGCGUUCUCUAAGACCGAACAGUCACUGAUGAUGAACCGACUUUAGCGAGAGUUUAAUUUUAUUAUCGCCCGGCCAGGCGUGUCCAAAACCAGUGUCCGGACCGACCACGAUAACGCAGUAGCAGCGGGUCUGUCUCUGAAGUUUGAACCGUCCGAAAUCGCCGCCAGCCCACCCUACAAGUGGACUAGCUAUUCCCAUUGAUGCCACGAACAGUAUACACCGAGAAACCUUGCUGUCCACCAGCAGCCAUGGCUGUCAACUACGGCGUGGAGACUUCCAACACCAGCAGCGCAGCUCGUGGAAUUAUGACCCUGCAUAUUCACCCGACCACCGGUGGAAGGUUUUCUUUGGAAAUACCCCGACACGCAUCCGUGGAACACCUCAAGACCAGCAUUUCCAAGCAGUUACGAGUACCGAAGGAAAGAUUGACUUUGUUGCAUCGUGAAACACAUCUUAAGCGCGGGACGCUUGAAGAAAACCUCGUCACGGACGGCAGCAAACUCACUCUCCUCCCAUUGGUCGAAAGUGGACUCGUGUCACAAAGGCAAGACCAAACACUAAUGCAAGCACUACAGAACCUGAGCGAGACGCAGGUGGACAACUUUCUCAAUGGCAAGCAACCCCUGACCCUUGCCCUACGCCUCGGGAGUCACAUGGUAUUCGUUCAGCUUCAAUUGGCUGGUAACCCAGGUCAGCACAGCUUCCUGAACUGCCACAAGGCAGCCACGCCCAACCGACCCAAGCCGGUUGUCAAUCACCAUCAAGCCACGCCCGCUGCGUCCAUGUGUACAUCACCGCCUGUUAAAGACGAAUUACCGCCAUGCCCACAGUCACAAUGCCCCCUCCACGGCAAGACAGCUUGUGUAGCGCCCUCACUGGCCAGCAGGCCGCAACAGCAGUACCCGAGUAAUAUACCACCACCCCCGACGUCACCCUGCGGUCAUGCCAGGUCGUCAUCUGCAUCAACAUCAUCAUCAUCAUCAUCAUCAUCAGCUUCUUGGCCGAGGACUGGAGCCUGCAUUGAUAGCGUACAACAACAUUCACCAGGGGUGUUCUCCGGAACUUUUUCAGGUAUUCUGAGUGCAGCUGUUCAGGAUGGCCAGGGCAGACCGAAGAAAGACAUCAGUACCAUCGCCCACAUCCUGGGGGACCUCCUACAUGCUGCACCCCUCUACCGGCAACACGUCAACCAGCAGAAGAGACGAGCGGCUUGUACCCAGCCUCACACUGCUCCAAGAACAACACUACACAAUGCUGCCGCGGCCACUCCUACGAGUAGUGUACCGGCUAGACCACAGACACCUCCAGAAAAGAAGCAGUUCAUUAUGCAGGAGAACAAUCACACACGCAGCAAGAUGGCGCAUCUACAGGAGAAGCUGCGAGAGAGACAUGCACGGCGUCAAGCCCGGCGCAUGACGCGAGGCCCGUACCAGGCCCACCAAAACUGCCAUAAACACGCCAUGUUCGUCGAGAAGGGCGAGAACAGCAAGGAGAGGGCCAUCUCCGAGAACUGCUACCCGGCCCUCAAGCAGGACUACCUAGCUGUAUGAAAGUCUCAGCAUCUGCCUCGAUAUACCACGGGCAGGACACCUGAAGUUUAUGGCAAUAACUGGCUGUGAUGCUGGGACCAAACAAAAUUGACGUAUAAUUUGGAGUUCCCAAGAUGAAGAGUGGGGGAAACUUCGAUGGAGAGUAUUGCGUUGUCUUAGCGGGGAAAAACAAAAGACAACGAAUCAGGCUUCGGACUUAUGUACAAUAGACUGUGCUUGCACAGAGUGGUGGCGAGCGAGGACUGCCGAAGCACUGUGUGAUGGUAGCUAUAGGCAUUGGAAUGUUGGUUAUAACAGCACUCUCAAAUCCAGUGUAACCGCUGCAGGUAUUGUGGAAAGUGGACUUUACUUAGAAUGAGACUCUUGUGUGGUACAGUAUUGUUAGCGUUUUAAAUUAAAGUGACACGGCUAGGGCUGUUGUCUUACUUAAUUGCAUGGGAUCAAGGGAUACUGCUUGUACAAUCCGGCAUGAAAAGAUCAGGGUAGAAAGAGAAAGAACUGAAGGUUCGCUUGAUGUAAUUAUUAAAGAAAUUAUUCAAGUUAAAUAAUGCAAUUAAUUUUUUUGAUCUUUCAUCAUUAGACUGUCACCGAACUGGUUCGCUUGUGACAUAGGGACAUCUAUUUCUAACUUCGUAUUAUUUAAGUAAACAAAACAGGUUAUUUUGUAAUAUAUCUGAUGUAAAGGCAAACAGUGAUUAUGUAUCAACCAGCCUACAUAUCGGUGUGUAUAGUAAUUCAACUUUUUGUAUUUGGUGAGAUAAACUAAUGUAGGCAUGUGUUUUGUUAGUCGGUAGACUAUUGUUAGUAACUGUUCUUGGGGUACAUUCUGUCUAAAAGUCUGGUUACCGCCUUUCUCCUCACACACAAACCAAUACAAAUGGCAUGACUGUAGAACGUACCAUACUAUUUUUCAUUUGCAGGUUCAUACUUUGACCUUUCGUUAGUUUACUGGCGGUUGUAUAAUUUUUUUGUUUUGACUCACAUUUUAAUCAGGAGUUUAGGUUCUGUAAUGGUUUAAUUCUUGGCACUCGUUUAGAGACUUUUGUUUUGUUAUUUCACUUGUGUGUGGAUUUAAGCAGUAUUAAUUGCACAAAUAUUAUAAGUCGAUUAUUGCAGAUAAGUUUACUUUUUUCUUCUCUUUUAAAGAUUAUUGAUAAUUUUUAUACGAUAAAGGAUCAAUCGGUUUCUGAUCGAUUCCACGAUAUCGUCAAUUGAUUAAGAUACCAUUAUUCUGAUAAUUGAUAAUAAUUUUAUACAUUUCCAAAAAUUCCGAAGCUGUGGUGGACAUAAAUCGGAGAAAUGUCGCCGCCUCUUAGACUCGAGAGAGAACUAACCAAAUCACCUCUGGAUGGGGUUGAGUAAAAAGUAGUAAUGUAAGUAUUUUUAGCCCUAGGCUAGGCCGGUGUCAACACCCAUUUAGCCCUAGGCUAGGCCGGUGUCAACACCCAUUUGACCUUAGAUUAGACAGAGUGACCCCGGCUGCGGCUGAUGCGAGUUAUAAACUGUUUUUGUACGCAAUUUUUGCAGCCGUGGUGGGUGAACUUCUUAUCGUAUAAAAAAACAAAGUGGUGAACUUGGCGUUAUACUUGCGUGAGAAAUUGUGAGAAUUUGUGUGAAUUGAUGACCGAAACCGAGAGUUCGGAUAAACGAUUCUUCCAGUACAAAUUGUGAUAUUUGUAUAUUAUUAAUAUUAUUGUUAUUAUUACAUACUCGAUCUAAAAAAGGCGCAUUUGAAAGCCUAUAAUUAACAUCGCGUUGCCUAUACUAUUGCAAUGAAAACAAAGUGUGAAGACACUUUUUUUAUUUCUAAGUAUACAGUUGACUUGCCUCGCUUUAUUGUUGCUAUGACGACAAUCUCUCAGCCAAUCAAAAACAAUGAACAAUACAUCGUCUUUACAAUGAAGAAAACACAACUUUACAAAAGACCCUGAUUUUCGUUUAAAUUGACAGGGAAUUUAUGUUUAUGUUCAGUUUAAGGGGUUGAUGACGUCAUGUGUGACGUAAUUAUAGACGAUGUUUAUUCAUUAUUUUGAUUGGGCGAGAAGGCGAGACAAACCUAUAUUUUCACUACAAGAUUAUUAUUCGUUCUUUGAUUACGACAUUUAAGUUUGUCAUAUCUCAAAUUAUGACUAGCAUAAGAGUUAAACACCGCCCUCAACGUUUAAUUGAGGUCAGUCUACCAAUGUCUGUGUAUAUAUUGUUUUGGGAGCCGUUAUAGAAAGGGAAAGACAAAGUAAAUGUCGAAAUAAUAAAGAAAAGCGGGACUAACUUUA